UUUCUAUUAAUUUUGCGUAUCAAAACUCAUCAGAACAUGCUGAUUCUCAAGAACAUUUCAGAACGUUUUCAUCGUUACCACGAGUGAUCGUAGAAUCUGAUUCUGAGGCAUUCCGACACGUUGCAUUUUGUUGCAUUUACGCCGGAUAAGAAUAUUCAGUGAGAUAUUUCUAUCAAAGAGAAAUUUAUCAAUCAAUAUGUCCGAGAAAGUGUCAUUGCCAGGUAUCUACACGUCAGACAAAAAUGGUAAUGACGAGACAGGAGAUGGUUCUGAGACCAACCCUUUUAAAACUAUUCUAAGAGCGAUGCAUCAUGCUAAUAAGGAACCCUUUCCAAUCAUCUACCAGGAUUCUCGUGAAAGUGACAAAAAAUAUGAACCAGCAUCUAAGACUCAAUUAAAAAAAGUGCAAAAGAUUUGGGCUAGAGAACAUAGAAAGAAUGAUGAUAAGGAGAAGAAGUUGUUGGAAGAUGAAGAAAAAAGAUUGAAGAAUCUUGAAGAAGCUAAAACAAUAGUUAUAGAGGAGGAUAAAACUCUACCGGAAGCAAAACAAAUUAAGAUAAAACAAGCUCUUGAUUACAGAGAUCAAAGAGUCAAGCUAUAUGGAUGGGUGCAUAGAUUAAGACGACAAGGCAAAGCUCUUAUUUUCAUCACGUUGCGAGAUGGGACAGGCUUUCUGCAGUGUGUACUGACUGAUAAGCUUUGUCAAACGUAUAAUGCCUUGAUCCUUGCCACAGAAGCUGCUGUUCAACUGUUUGGGGUCUUGAAAAUUGUUCCUGAAGGGAAAAAUGCACCUGGUGGACAUGAAUUAUGCGUUGAUUAUUGGAAACUUAUUGGACCAUCGCCUGCUGGAGGCGCCGAUUCAAUUUUGAACGAAGAAGCUCUGCCUGAUGUACAAUUGGACAAUAGGCAUAUAAUGAUUCGAGGUGAAAAUACAUCAAGAAUAUUAAUGAUGAGAUCUGUAUUAACGCAAGCUUUCAGAGAUCAUUAUAAGGACCGUGGUUAUUAUGAGGUAACUCCACCGACUUUAGUGCAAACCCAAGUGGAAGGUGGUUCAACUCUCUUCAAAUUAGACUAUUUUGGGGAGACUGCUUUUCUCACCCAGAGUUCUCAACUGUAUCUUGAAACAUGCCUUCCAGCAAUGGGAGAUGUAUAUUGUAUUGCUCAAUCAUAUCGGGCAGAGCAGUCAAGAACACGUCGUCACCUUGCCGAAUACACGCAUAUCGAAGCAGAAUGUCCAUUUAUCACAUUUGAUGAGCUGCUAGAUCGACUAGAGGAUUUAAUUUGUGACGUAGUUGAACGAGUUCUACAAUCGCCGCUCAGUCAUCUUGUCAAAGAAUUGAAUCCUAACUUUCAAGUGCCCAAGAAACCCUUCAAGCGAAUGAACUACAGCGACGCAAUUGAAUAUCUGAGAGAAAACAAUAUCACAAAAGAAGAUGGCAGCUUUUAUGAAUUUGGAGAAGAUAUUCCAGAAAUGCCAGAAAGGAAAAUGACUGAUGCUAUCAAUGAACCGAUAAUGCUUUGUCGUUUUCCCGCUGAAAUUAAGUCAUUUUAUAUGUCACGUUGUCCGGAGGAUAAACGCUUAACAGAGUCUGUCGAUAUACUUUUACCAAAUGUGGGCGAAAUCGUUGGUGGAUCGAUGCGUACUUGGAAAUACGACGAGUUGAUGGAAGGUUACAACCGUGAAAACAUUGAUCCGACCCCAUACUACUGGUACACAGACCAGCGAAUGUAUGGAUCUUGUCCUCAUGGUGGUUACGGAUUGGGAUUGGAACGAUUUUUGUGCUGGCUGUUGAACAGAUUUCACAUACGUGAAGUGUGUCUGUAUCCGCGUUUCCUGGAGCGUUGUCGUCCAUAAAAAGAAUGUAUUUCAAUACAUUAUGUCGAUAUGUUUUACUUUCUAUCUCCCCAUUAUUAUAAUAAACUAGCACUGUUAUAUUCAGACAUAUUGUAUGAAUAACCAGUUACUACUCGAUAAAAUAAAAAUCAUGAAAAACUAA
Solenopsis invicta (red fire ant) is the source of this 1997-nucleotide messenger RNA. RefSeq names its product asparagine--tRNA ligase, cytoplasmic (gene AsnRS). Lineage: Eukaryota; Metazoa; Arthropoda; Insecta; Hymenoptera; Formicidae. The transcript has 10 exons. Gene Ontology annotation, molecular function: asparagine-tRNA ligase activity; ATP binding; nucleic acid binding. The record is from RefSeq and is a predicted model, not a curated record. The coding region runs from base 197 to 1855 and encodes 552 amino acids. Gene Ontology annotation, biological process: asparaginyl-tRNA aminoacylation. Gene Ontology annotation, cellular component: cytoplasm.